Molecule: messenger RNA, 2751 nt
Organism: Macrosiphum euphorbiae (potato aphid)
Lineage: Eukaryota; Metazoa; Arthropoda; Insecta; Hemiptera; Aphididae
Source: the annotation of a GenBank genome assembly
AUGAGGACCACCGGCAGCAGCAGCAGCACGAGCUGCAGCGUCGUGGCUAUAACGACCUUUAUGCUGGUCGUAGCGACGGCUGCCUUAGAAGAUUUCAACGCACAGGCUAACUUUAAUGGUGAACCGCAGAAGCUACUACACCGUGAAACCAGAGCUUUAGAAGUCAUCACCCGGCUAUUAGGUAGCAGCAGCGGGACUGUGGCUGGAUCAUCAUCCAGUGGAACGUUGGAUGCAGGAGCAGCUCCAGCUCCGGCACCGGCCGAUGCAAGCAGUGGCAGUGGAGCCGUACUAAAUCUAGUCGCCCCGUUGGUGGGAAGCAGCAGUGGUAGCGUUAGCGCUGGAUCUGCAGGAGCCGCAUCCGGCACAGGAGACGUCAGCAAAACUGACGGAAGCGGUCCGGACUUGGCUGGUCCAAACGGAGCCACUGGUGGUAGCAGCUUUUCCAGUAUUCUGUCUCUUUUAGGACCCUUGUUGGGUAGCAGCAGCGGUAGUGGUGGUAAUGGUGGAGAUGGCGGAGACAACUUGAAUGGCAAUGGAGGCGCCGGUGGUCCAGCUGGUUCUAAUGUCUUGAGUCUGUUGUCCGGUUUGCUGGGUAGUAGCAGCGGGUCCAGUGGUACGUCAGCUGGUGGCGGCGGUGGUGUUGGAGGUGGAGAUUCAUCAACAGGCGGCGCAAGUGACGAUACAGGCGCCGGAGCGGGUGGUUCAGGAUCCAGUAGCAUAUUGGCACUGAUUGGGCCACUGAUAGGCAGCAGUAGCGAAGAGAAAAACUCGGGACCUAGAGGAAGUGACGACAGCGAUGACACCCUAGUGGACGAUUCAACUUACUACUUAGAUGAUAGCAAUUCCAUUGACAUCGACGUUAGAAGUGGCGGUCUUAAAAAUUCGUUGAAGACGCCGUUAUAUACCACGAGGAACAAGAGGGCAGUACCGAAAAAUAUGGAUGGUAAAAGUGAUUUUGACGAUUACGAUAACGAAGUAGAUGGAUCAUUGGAUGGUGACAACGAUAGUAAUGAAAUUACGGUUUCAACGGUGGCAAAUGGAAAUGGAACUGGAGUGAUGAUGACUGUGUCAGCACAAAACGGAGGAGGCGAAACAGGCGAUAGCAGCAGUAAUGAAAGUGAUGGUAGUGAGGGAGGAGGGGGGAGUUCAAAUUCUGGGUCAAUAAUUGAAUUAGCCGGUCCCCUUUUAGGUUCAUUGAGUGGUGAGGGCGGUGGUAUUGGAGGAUUAGAUUCUGGAUCAAUACUUGAAUUGGCUGGACCUCUUUCUGGAACGUUAAGCGGUGGGAGUGGAGGAAGUGAGGGAGGAGGUGGGAGUUCAGACUCUGGAUCAAUACUUGACUUGGCUGGUCCCCUUUUAGGUUCAUUAAGUGAUGGAGGUGGUGGUGCUGGAGGGUUAGAUUCUGGAACAAUACUUGAAUUGGCAGGACCUCUUUCUGGGACGUUAAGUGGUGGUGGAGGAGGAAGUGAAGGAGAAGGAGGAAGUUCAGACUCCGGAACAAUACUUGACUUGGCUGGUCCCCUUUUAGGUUCAUCAAGUGGUGGGGGUGGUGGAGGUUCAGAUUCUGGAUCUAUAUUAAAUUUGGUUGGACCCCUUUCCAGAACAUCGAGUGGUGGUAGAAAUAAUGAUGCUGGGAGUGAUAACGAGCAGGAGGGCAGUGGUGAUGAUGAAGAGAAGAAUAGUGAUGGUGGCAGCAGCGGGUCGUCAAACUCCGGAUCUAUAGUAGAGCUUGUCGGGCCAUUGCUAGGGUCUCUUAGUGGUGGUAGUGAAGGAGGUAAGGGUUCGGAUUCUGGUUCCGUAUUGAAUUUGAUAGGGCCUUUAUCUGGGUCACUAAGUGGUGGAAAUAGUGGUAUGGAAGGAGAUAAUGGGGGUGGAGGAUCGGAUUCAGGAUCUGUUUUAAACUUAGUUGCUCCAUUAUCAGGGUCAUCUAGUGGUGGCGAAGGGAGUAGUGGUGAAUCGGAUUCUGGGUCUAUUUUAAAACUCAUCGGACCACUGUCUGGGUCAUCGAGUGGUGGUAAUAGUGGUAGUGGCGUGGAAACAGAGAAUCGUAGUGGAGGUUCGGAUUCCGGAUCUAUUUUAAAUUUAGUUGGUCCCCUAUCUGGUUCAUCUAGUGGUGGCGAAGGAAAUAAUGGUGAAUCGGAUUCUGGAUCUAUUUUAAAACUCAUCGGGCCGUUAUCUGGUUCAUCGAGUGGUGGUGAUGUAGCAGAAACAGAAAAUGGUAGUGGAGGAUCUGAUUCAGGAUCCAUCUUAAAUGUAGUUGCUCCAUUAUCUGGUUCAUCAAGUGGGGGGUCUGAUUCUGGGUCCAGGGAAAAAGGCACAAACUCUGAAAAUGCAGUGAAGUCUUCCAUUUCACUGAAUUCGGUAGCGAAAAGUCCGAUACUAGCCAAUUUGUUUGCUACCAUCCUAUCACAAUCUUCUGCUGGUGCUGCAUCUGCGUCUGCCUCCGCAUCUUCAUCAUCGUCUACAUCAACGGAUGGUGGAGCCGGUGGUGACGGUGGCGAUGGUACCAACGGUGGUGCCGGCGGUGGUUCUGAUCUUCUGGGUUUCCUAGGAUCGAGCAGUGGUUCCAGCAGCGGCGGACCUGGUGGAAGUGGAGCCACUUCGGCUUCUGGCACCCCGGUAAGAAGGCGUCAGAUUGGAGGCUUUUUCCGUCGACCAUUUGCGUCAGCGGCAGACACUAACGAGCAAGAUGUCACGUAUACACAGCUGUUGAACGACCGACCCCGGGACCUGCGUCGCCGGUUGUGGUUGUAA